This is a messenger RNA of Aphidius gifuensis, 8198 nucleotides long. RefSeq names its product polyamine-transporting ATPase 13A3 (gene anne). Gene Ontology annotation, molecular function: ATP hydrolysis activity; ATP binding; P-type transmembrane transporter activity. Gene Ontology annotation, biological process: intracellular calcium ion homeostasis; polyamine transmembrane transport. The transcript is spliced from 6 exons. The coding region runs from base 1950 to 6380 and encodes 1476 amino acids. The record is from RefSeq and is a predicted model, not a curated record. Lineage: Eukaryota; Metazoa; Arthropoda; Insecta; Hymenoptera; Braconidae. Gene Ontology annotation, cellular component: membrane.
CUGUAGACAAGUGAAUCAGCGUUCUAAAAAUUGCAAUUUGCAAUACUUACCAAUACUCACAGACCUUUUUCGAUACUCGGUGAGAUCUGAUGUUAUCCGAUUCAUGGUCAAAUUAUACUUUGUUGUACAAUCAGUAAUCAAUACUGUAAUUUUUUAAAUAGUUUUAUAUGUUGAUUCAGUUGGUUUCUAAAAUUUACUUCGUAAAAUGUUUUUUUUAUUAAAUUAAUAAAUUACUUACUCAACUAAAUUCCUCAAAUAUCGGAGUAAAUUUUGUGCAACAUUAGCAUGUUCACAACCAAAUAAUAGUGUCAAGUGUUAAAAAUUUAAAUAAAUAAAUUUUUUAAGAGUGUGUGUGAUAUAUUUAAUAAUUACUUUUUUUUAAUGACAUUAUUAUUAGCUAUGUGAAUUUUAAUUAUUAUAACCAGCAUGAAUAAAAUGUCGGGUAUGAACUAUUGCUCCGUAUUUUCUGUACUUAGAAGUCCUGAAUCGGGUAAAUUAUUAAAAAGAAUCAUCUGAAUUAUUUUAUUUAUUUAUUUAAUUAUUAUUUACUUAAAAUAUUAUUAAAUUAAAAAUUAUGAUUGUGUUUAAUGAAAAACAUUAAUUAUUCAAUAUAAUUUUGAUACAAAAAAUUAUUUAGAUUUUUUUUUUUUCCUUUUGCAAAUGUGAGAAAAAAAAAAAAAAAAAGAGUUGGUAUAUUAAACCAGCUGCCGAAUUACGUCAACAUACGAAAUAACAUAUAUAUAUAUUUAUAAAAUUAAUCAUAAAUUAUUAUUUUUUUUUCUAAAUUCAGUGAAAAAGUAAAAAUAGAUUUUUUCUUUUUUAACAUACAACAAUUAGCUAUAUUUAGAUAAUUAUUAUUAUAAAUUUUAUUUAUGAUGAUUGUUUCGUGUUGCUUGAAAAUUUGUUUUUAAAAAAAAAAAUAAUAUAUAUUGGACUUUGAUAUGUUAUCAUUGUUAUACCUUCAUUGUUGUUUCUUGUGAGUUAAGAAUUGUCUUAUCGUGAUUUACAAACAUUAACUAUUACCAAGUAAAAAUAUAUUCAAGUAAAAAAUUUAUUUAAAAUAGUUUUUUUGAAUAUAAAAUUGAGAACGAGGUCAAACAAAGUAUUUUGUCGAUUGUAUAAUAAUAUACGACAAUUAAAAACGAUAUUUAUAAACCGUUAUGUAUUUGAGAUCAACUAGAGGAAAAAAAGGGUGGUACGAGAAUAAAAUUGUGGCUGUCAGAAGUUGUGAUUGGGUAGCUGGAAGAAAAUCAUACAGAUCAAAAGUAAAUAAAAUAAUAUUGACAGGUGAAAUUAACGUCAAAUUAAUAUCAUCAUCAUCAGCUUUAUCAAGUAGCAGUGAUUGGAAAUCAUUGGAAACAAAAGACAUUUAUCAAUUGGGAUUGGAACGCGGUAUGAGUGAGGGUGAACGAGCAGUAAUAACGCCACUAAUUGGCUGGCGAAAACUUACAGAUCCUGGUGACUGACAUAAAAUUAAAAAAUCAACAAUAUCGAAUAACAAUCGAUAGCACCCACCAAUUAAUUAUACAAUCAUCAACAAAAACAAGAAAUUAUUUUGUAUUUUAUCAUAAAAAAUUUCAAUGAAUUUUUUAAUAAUAUACAAAAAAAAAUUAUUUAAAAAAUAUUUAAAGAUGGCAGGUUAUCAGUGUCGGUAGCAGAUGGGGUUUCUGCUUGACAGUGAUUGAAUCAUAAAAUUAAAAAAUUUACCUGAUCUAAAUGUAGUGUCAUUAGUUAAUAGACUCAUGCUAUUUACCAAACAAACAAGUAUCAGAUAAUCAAUUUGCCAUCUUCGUCAGUCAAUAUUUAAAAUUGAUAAUUUAUAAUAAUUAUAAAAAAUAAUAUUAAGCAUAAAUAAGAUAAAUAAUUUAAGUACAAGACAAUAAUUUAAAUAGUGUUUCGAGUGGUUGGUUUUGCUUUUUUUUUUUUUAUUUGUUUUUAAAAAAUUCAUCAUGCCUGCUGCACCAAAUAAAUUAAAUUUAAAUUUUGCUAAAAAUGCAUACAGUGUUUUUGGUAAUCGUGAUAAUGAUAAACGCAAUGAAAACCAGAGAGAGCAAAUAAAAGAGCUACUUGAGGGAACUCGAGGCAAUGGUCUUUCACAUCUUAAAAAUGGUGUUGAUUAUAUCAAUCCAGGCAAAGAAGAUCAAAUGGAAAUUUAUGGAUACCGGAGAAAUAAAAAGCAUACAUUUUUAACAUGGCUUUUAAUAGUGCUUACUUGUGGAUUACUCCGACUCAUAUUUCAUUGGAUUCCUCAUCUAAUGAUUAUGUUCACUCAUUCCAAGUGUCCUCUGGAAGAAGCUGACACUGUUCUUCUUAUUGAAAGAUUUCAAGGAAAACAUGCCAGUCAUUAUGUUAAAAAAUUGUAUACAAUUGUCGCUGAAGAUGUUGUAAAAAAUUCAAUCAAUAAAAAAUGUUUGAUUGAUGAACCAGUGACUGAUUGUGCAACUAAAGAUGAACCAAUUGAUACAACAAUUGCUACAAAAAAAGAUGAAAUUCCACCGACUUUAUCAAUUCAUCUUUAUGGUGGUAAUUUUAAACAAGUAUCAUCAAUCCUAACAUUUAAAUGUAAAAAAGUUACUUAUAUAUGGGACAACGAAAGAUCUGAAUUUAUGAAGUUAAUUGGCCUUGAUAAUGAUGUACUAUUGUCAACAUUACAUCAAAUGCCUGGUUUAAGCGAACACGAACAAUUUUUACGAAAAAUUGUUUAUGGAAAUAACGAAAUGAUUAUUCCAGUAAAAUCUUUUUUAACUCUUUUGGGUUGUGAGAUUUUAAAUCCAUUCUAUGUCUUCCAAAUAUUUAGUUUUAUUUUGUGGCUAUGUGAUAAUUAUUAUAAAUAUGCUGCUGUUAUCAUGACUAUGACUGGUAUAGGAAUUUUUAUGGAAGUCUGUCAAACACAAAAAAAUCAACGCAAAUUACGCUCAACUCUUCAUUCAUCGGAUGUUGCAACAGUAAUGAUUGAUCGUACAACUGGAAAAACAGAAUCAAUAACAACUGAACGUCUUGUACCAGGUGAUAUUCUUGUUAUUCCACCACAUGGUUGUUUAAUGCCAUGUGAUGCUGUAUUACUUACUGGUAAUUGUAUAUUAAAUGAAUCAAUGUUAACCGGUGAAUCAGUACCAGUCACUAAAACACCAAUACCAUCAUCAAAUGAAAUAACAUAUGAUACUAAAGAACAUGCACGUCAUACAUUAUUUUGUGGUACAAAAAUUAUACAAACACGUUAUUUUGGUGGUGAAAAAGUAUUAGCUGUUGUUGUUAGAACAUCAUUUGAUACAAGUAAAGGUGAACUUGUACGUUCAAUAAUGUAUCCUGCUCCAGUUGAUUUUAAAUUUGAACAAGAUUCAUAUAAAUUUGUAGCAUUAUUAGCUGUUAUUGCUAAUAUUGGUGUAAUAUAUACUGUUAUUACAAAAAUAAUAGAAGGUAUACAACCAGUAUCAGAAAUUGCACGUAGAGCACUUGAUUUAUAUACAAUACUUAUACCACCAGCAUUACCAACAGCAAUGAGCGUUGGACGUUUUGUUGCACAACGUCGUCUUGAAAAAAAAAAAAUAUAUUGUACAAGUCCACGUGCAAUUAAUGUUGCUGGUUCAAUUAAUUGUAUAUGUUUUGAUAAAACAGGUACACUUACUGAAGAUGGUCUUGAUAUGUGGGGUAUUGUACGUAGAAUUGAAAAAAAAUUUAUAACACCAGAAAAAGAUAUAGCAAAUAUAUCAAUUGAUGAAACAAUUAUUGGUAUGGCAACUUGUCAUGGUAUAACAAUAAUUGAUGGUCAAUUAGUUGGUGAUCCAUUAGAUUUAAAAAUGUUUGAAUCAACUGGUUGGAUACUUGAAGAACCUGAUGUUUCUGAUACAACAAAAUUUUCUAUGAUGUUUCCAACAAUUGUUAAACCACCACAAGAUAAAAAUAAUUUUUUAACACCAAAAAAAAAUAAAAAUGAUUCAAUAAUAACACCAUUAAAACAACAACAAAAUUCAAUAACAUCAUCUGAUAUUAUUGAUGAUAAUAUUUCAUUGAGUAAUUUUGCAAUAUCUGAUAAUGAAAUAAAUGAAGAACAAGGAUUACAAAUUGGUAUUGUUAGACAAUUUCCAUUUACAUCAAGUUUACAAAGAAUGAGUGUUAUUACAAGAACAUUAGGUGCAUCACAUUAUGAAGUUUAUUGUAAAGGUAGUCCAGAAAUGAUAUUAAGUUUAUCAAAACCUGAAUCAAUACCAACUAAUUUUUCAUCAAUAUUACAAGAAUAUACAUCUGAAGGAUAUCGUGUUAUUGCAUUAGCACAUAAAACACUUACAAAAUUAUCAUAUCCAAAAGUACAACGUAUGAAUCGUGAAAUUGCUGAAUCAGAUUUAACAUUUUUAACAUUUGUUAUAUUAGAAAAUCGUUUAAAACCAGAAACAACACCAGCUAUUGAAAAAUUAAAUCGUGCACAUAUUAAAAUAGUUAUGGUUACUGGUGAUAAUAUGUUAACAGCAUUAUCUGUUGCAAGAGAUUGUGAUAUGAUUAAACCAGAAAUAUCAGUAAUUGCUGUUUCUUCAAUAAUGCAACAUCAAAAUAAUACAAAACCACAAUUAUAUUUUACAAAAAGUAAUAGUCAAUCAAGUCCAAUGUCACCAAUUAUUGGACAAGGAAGUAUAAGUGAAAUGACUGAUUUAAAUAGUAUUGCAUCAUUGGAAACAAUUGAAAGUGGAUCAUUUACAAAUGCAACAAAUGUUGGUGGUGGUGGUGGUGAUAAUGACAAAUAUCUAACUGAUAAUAAUAUUUAUUCAAGUAAUAAAUAUAUAUUUUCAAUGACUGGUACAACAUGGACAACAAUUAAAAAUCAUUAUCCAGAACUAAUACCAAAAUUAGUAACACGUGGUGCAAUAUUUGCAAGAAUGUCACCAGAUCAAAAACAACAACUUGUACAAGAAUUUCAAUCAUUAGGAUAUUAUGUUGCAAUGGUUGGUGAUGGUGCUAAUGAUUGUGGAGCACUUAGAGCAGCUCAUAUUGGUAUAUCAUUAUCAGAUACUGAAUCAUCAGUUGCAUCACCAUUUACAAGUAAAUUAACAAAUAUAUCAUGUGUAUUAUCAGUUAUACAAGAGGGUCGUGCUGCAUUAGUAACAUCAACAAGUAUAUUUAAAUAUAUGGCUGGUUAUUCACUAAUACAAUUUAUAUCUGUGAUGAUAUUAUACAGUGUUAGAUCAAAUUUAACUGAUAUGGAAUUUCUUUAUAUUGAUCUUUUUAUAAUAUCAGCAUUUGCUUAUUUUGGUGGUAAUACUGAAGCUUAUGAUGGACCAUUAGCUAAAAGACCACCAUUAACUAGUUUAAUAAGUACAUCACCAAUUCUUAGUUUAUUUCUUCAACUUGUUAUUGUGGCUAUAUUUCAAUUUAUAAGCUUUUGGCAUAUACAACAAAUGUCAUGGUUUACACCAUUUAUUGCAAAUACAACAUCAGAUACAGAAGAAACAAAAUGUUAUGAAAAUUAUGCAAUAUUUAUUAUUUCAUCAAUGCAAUAUAUUAUACUUGCAAUUGUUUUUUCAAAGGGUCAACCAUAUCGUAAAUCAAUAUUUACAAAUUAUGGUCUACUUGGUUCACUUACAUUAUUAACAUUAUUUUCAAUAUAUCUUGCUAUUGAUCCAAUGGAAAAAGUUAAAGAACACUUUGAACUUAAAGUACCAAAUGAAUUACCAUUUAAAAUUAUAUUAAUUGUUUAUGGAUUUGUAAAUUUUGUUAUUGCUCUAUUUGUUGAAUAUUUUAUUAUUGAUUAUGUUAUUGUUAAAAAAUGGAGAUAUCAAUGGCAUGAUAUUGAUAAAUCAAAAAAAAAAUUUCUUGCUAUUGAAAGAGAUCUUGGUAAUAAUCAUAAGUGGCCACCAUUAUCACAAGAACCAUUACCAGAAGCAGCACCAGAUAUAUUAAUUAGACAAAAUACUGUUACUGAAAUUAAAAUUGAAAAAAAAAUACCAGAUUCAAUUUAUCAACCAGAUUCUGGUUUUUUAAAUAGUCCAGUAAUAUCAGCUGACUUUAAUAGAUUUGGAUCUGUUCGUGAAGUUACGUUAAAUCCAAGAUCAUUAUUUUAUAAUGAAAGAGAUACAGUGUCAAUGUCUAAAGUACCAAUAUGUUUAGAAGAUCGUGAAUUAAAUAAAAUAAAACAACCAAAACUUGAUUUAAUAACAAAACGACGACAUAAUUCAGAAUCAGAAAAACGUAUUUAUUGUGAUGAUGAAAUUGAAAAAAAUAAACAAAUUAAUUAUUCAAAUAGAUUAAAAAAACUUAAUACAAUUGCAACACUACCAAGAAAUCAUCAAAUUAGCCAACAAAAUCAAAAAUUUAUCAACAAUUCAAAUCAUGAUAAUUCAAUAUCUAAUGGUACACAAAGCGUUCUUGAACUUGAUAUUUUACCAUCCUGAGAUAUUAUCAAAAUUAUAUCAUUUAAUAAAUUGAUAAUCUUCAUAAGAAUGGUGCUAAAUUUUAGAUUAUCAAUUAGAGAUGUCAACAUAAUAAUCAUUGUGCAUUUAGAUGUUGAUUUUAAUUUUUUUUUUUUAAUUUCUCUAAUUUUUUUUUCCUUGAAAUUUUCGUACAAAUAAAUUUCAAAAAUAAAACUGAUAAUUAUCUCUGCCGAUUAACAAUGAUCUCUUGAUGAUUCAUUUUGAUCUUCAAUGAGUCAUUGACACAAUAAAUACAAAAUAGAUAAACUAGUAUUUGUUGAUAAAGUAUUAUUCAAUAAAAGUAAAAUCUAUACAAUUCAUUAUUAAUAAAAAUUAAAUUGUAAUAAUUAUUAUAAUAUACUUAAAAAUGAAUAGUUAAAUAAUGUGUGAUAAAUAACACAGAACAUAGAUGGGAUCAAUUUGCAUUAAUUGUUUUAUUGUUAUUCCAUCUGAUUAGAAAAAAAUGUGUUUAAUAAGAAAUUAAAUAAACGAAUAAAUAAUAAUGUGUUUAGAAAAAUUGUAUGUCAAAUAAACAACAUAGAUAAAGUAAAUAAAUGUAAAAAAAAAAAAAAAAAUUGAUAAUUACGUUUGAUUGAUUCACAUGCCAGGUGCAUGAAAAUUAUUUGUUAAAAAAAAAAAAAAAUAACUGAUAACUAAGUUACUUGAUUAAUCUCUUUGUUUUUAUGAUUUUUUUUUUUUUUUUUCAGGGAUUAGAUAAAAUAUGUGAUUUGCAUAUACAAUUAUACAAUUAUACAAUAUAGCUGUUGAACGAAAAUUAUACAAUUUAAAAAAACAAAUUUAUGACUAGUCAAAUAAAAAUGUACCCAUUGAACGAAUUUUUUUGGUCUAAUAAUAUAUUAUUUAUUUUAAUUACAUAAUAAUAUUUUAAACAGAUGAAUUAUUAUUACUAGGAAACUGGUAAUUAAUAAAAUUCUCUUUGUAUGUUUAUAAUAAUUGUUUUAAUUUAAAUUUGACUAGAUAUUAUAUUAGCGUUCGAUUUAUGCUUAAAAAUUUGCACUGAAUUUUUCUAAUUACUAAUAAUAAUAUCAAAUAUUAAAAAAAUUAUUUAUCAUUUUUUUUUUUUUUUUGAGUAUUAUACUGGCAAGAAUUAUUUAAUUUUCCAAAGGUAUAUUAUAAAUUUAAUUUAAAAAAAUACUAAUUUAUUACUUAUUUAUACAAUAAAAAAUCAUCACGGCAGAUAGUUAAAAAAUUUAUAAUAAUAUAUUUUAUUAUUUAAUAAAUUAUUAUGAAUUUAACUUUAAAAAAUUUGUUUAUGAAGUGAUUUUAUUACAAUAAUUAAAGGCUGAUUUUAGUAUAACAAAAAAAAAAUUGCAAUAUUUUAUUAGAUUUAUGUAACUAUCUGUAUGCCAAUUGUCAAAAGUAAAUCAACAACUUAACUUUUGCAACUACUUGAUUAGGGGAGCCUGUUCCGUUCAUUCUUAACUUACUAUGACUCAUAAUUAUAUUUAAAGAUACAAUCUCCAGUUAAACUUUUGUUUGUACAGUGAUGUAUUAACUCUGUAUGACUAGCUGAACAUAAAGUUUGGUAUGUUUAUCAUUUCUGAAAAUCUUUGAUGUUUUUUUUUUAUAAUUAUACUUUUUUUUUCUCACAUUUUCAUUAAACUAUAAUUACAUAAUUAAACUUUUAUCUAUUUUUUGAAUUUUAUAUUUUUCCUGAUCAUUCUAUUGUCUUGCUCGAUGUAAAAAAAAUUUAUCAACAAAUUAAUUGUCCAGUAUUUAAACUACCAGUCGAAUUAGAAAAAAAUUCUAAGAAGCUGUUUGUCUCGAACAAAAUUGCAG